Molecule: messenger RNA, 1056 nt
Organism: Dermacentor silvarum
Lineage: Eukaryota; Metazoa; Arthropoda; Arachnida; Ixodida; Ixodidae
Exons: 1
Coding region: 1-1056 (351 amino acids)
Source: RefSeq, a predicted model, not a curated record
AUGCCUAAAGGCACGAUACCAGAAUUUGUGCCCGGCACCGACUGGUCAACGUGGCUAGAGCGCCUGGAGUUCUGCUAUGAAGCCAACGACAUCGUCGAAUCUUUCAAGAAGCGAGCGGUUCUACUCACGCUGUGCGGUGAGCAGACCUACGAGACGCUGAGGGCCCUGGUUGCACCCCGGAAACCUUCUGAGGUGGAUUUGGUGGACAUCAUCAAGUUACUUAGCCAGUAUUUCGACCCCCGGCCUUCCGAGUUACAUGGACGAUAUCGCUUCCAGAAACGAGACCAGCUCGCUAAUGAAUUGGUCAAAGAUUAUGUGACAGCUCUGCGAACUUUGGCAAAGGAAUGCAACUUUGGCAACGCAGUCUCCACGACGGUGGGUCCUGAUACGUCGGGCGGAAGCGCGGAAGUCCAGUCUCAACCAGGGAGUACAAGGCUUCCUUUGGAAGGUAUGCUACGAGACAGAUUGGUAUGUGCGAUCCACGAUUCUCAUCUUCAGCAACGGUUGCUAGCUGAGGAUAAGCUAACAUUUAAGAAAGCGUACGAGCUCGUCUUGACUGCUGAAUCAGCAAAAGAUCAGCAGAGACAGAUUCAAAUCACUCAGCAGCAGGCCGAAAAUUUCGAUGUACAUCGUCAGAAUGUUCGCAAGUGCUCUACAAGCAAGGCGCUUCAGUGCUUCCGAUGUUUAGCCAAUCAUGAGGCCGACAAAUGUUACUUCAAGGAUGCUACGUGUAAUUUCUGCCGCAAAAAAGGGUCACAUCGCAAAAGCUUGCCUGUCGAAAAAACUAAACCACAGAAGUACCAAGGCAGCCAUCGUUUCGAGGAGGAUGAAGUUUUAGAGGAACAGGGAGGCGGCCUCCUUACUGUUUUUCACACGGGACUAGAGAUGACAACCACAGAUAGGUUCGUGGUGACAGUACGACUGUCUGGUCGGCCACUCAAGAUGGAAGUAGACUCGGGAGCAGCGUUUUCUAUAAUAAGUGGAGCGACGUUCGCUCGCCUCUGGCCUGACGAUGCCCCGGUGUUAAGAGAACGCAAGCUUGCUUUACGGACAUGA